Messenger RNA from Polistes dominula (European paper wasp), 2068 nucleotides. RefSeq names its product U3 small nucleolar RNA-associated protein 6 homolog. NCBI's taxonomy places the organism in Eukaryota, Metazoa, Arthropoda, Insecta, Hymenoptera, Vespidae. Gene Ontology annotation, cellular component: small-subunit processome; Pwp2p-containing subcomplex of 90S preribosome. Gene Ontology annotation, biological process: maturation of SSU-rRNA from tricistronic rRNA transcript (SSU-rRNA, 5.8S rRNA, LSU-rRNA). The record is from RefSeq and is a predicted model, not a curated record. Gene Ontology annotation, molecular function: snoRNA binding; protein binding.
GCAUAUAUAGUAUCUUUAUACUACCAGAAGAUUUAGAUUCAUUCACGUGUGUUUUAAAGAAGUGUAUUCGUACUUUGCAAUUUAUUAUUUGUAAUAAAAUAAAAAGGUCUUCUUUUCAUUUAUAUAAAAUAAAUAUAAAUAAAACAAGUCAAGAUGGCAGAAUUUGUUGAAAAACGAUGCGAGGAUAUGAUCCCUGAAUUGGAACAAAUGGAAAGGAUAAAACUUUUUGACAUAAACGAAAUUCGAAGUAUAGCAAAAAAACUCAAAGAAUUUGAAUACAAAAUUCAACGACAUGUAAAAUGUAAAGAGGAUUAUUUGCGAUACAUUCAAUAUGAAAUGGAUCUCCUAAAACUAAUUAAACAACGUAGAGAUAAAUAUGCCAUUACUCAUAAAAAAUCUGAUAUCGACAAUGCAAUUAAAAAUAAAGUUAAUCUUUUAUACAAAGAAGCCAUAUCGAAGUUCCAAGAAGAUGUUAGAUUUUGGAUUGCAUAUCUUAAAUUUUGUAAACACAUGCGUUUUCAAAAUAGUGGUAAAAAAACAAUAGUUAAAAUGUUACAAGUGCAUCAAGAUAAACCUAAAUGUUGGCAUAUAGCAGCACGCUGGGAAAUUGAAGAAAAUAAAAAAAUAGAUACUGCUCGUCAAUUAAUACUUCGUGGUUUACAUUUUCAUCCAAAUUCACAAAUAUUACUAAUCGAUAUUUUCAGAUUAGAAUUAGAUGAAACAUUAAAAAAUACUGAAAAUAAUGAAAACGAAAUGCAAAGUUCCCCGUCUAAAAAAGAUGAUGAUGAUAUGCCUGUACCGUUGAAAAAAGAUGAUGAUGAUAUGCCUGUACCGUUGAAAAAAGAUGAUGAUGAUAUGCCUGUACCAUUGAAAAAAGCUUAUGUUAUAUAUAAAGCAGCGAAAGAAUCCGUUGAAGAUAUUAAAUUUAUUGUAGAAUUACUUAAUAUAGCAAAAGAAUAUAAGGCAGAACAAUUGGAAAAGAAAAUUGUUAGUGACAUGAUUCAACAAUAUGCACAUGAACCUUUAAUGUGGGAUACAAUGGCACGUCGUGAAUUGGAAGGACUUGUACAACCAUUUGUGUUUGACGAAUCUAUAAUGGAAAUUGAUUCCUCGGAGCAGUCUACUUUAAGAGAUCGUAUAAUUUUUUGUAACAAGGUUUAUCAAACAGCAGUAAAAAAAAUUAAAACUGAAGAAAUGUGGUCCUUUUAUAUAGAAUGCUUAUUAGAAAUAAAUCAAGAUACAGAAAACUUGCCAAAUUUAAAAAAAAAAUUAUUACAAAAUGCUUUGACGCAGGGACAUCAAGCUAAAAAAUUAAAAGAAAAAUAUUAUUUACAUUGGAUUGAUAUGUUGAGUAAUGAUAUUAAAGAUGAGAAUGCGCCAAAAAAAUUAGAGGAAAUUCUUUCCUCUGCUACUGAGAAUAUUCCUGAUUGCGUUUCUCUUUGGCAUAUUAGAUUAAAACAUUUAUUUAUUACAAAACAGGAAGAAGAAGCUGAUUCUGUAUUUGCAAAAGCAAUACAAAUUCUUGGCGAAAAAUCAUUAUCUUUGUGGAGAAUGAAGCUUUUACAUGCGCAAGUUACAAAUCCCAAUAAAAUUGAAGAAAUUUUUCAAGCUGCAGUACAAGAACCUCUUGAAAUUUCUAAAGAUAUGAAACCUAGUUAUAUCGAAUGGGUGGUUUUAACCAAAAGUAUUCAAGCUGCUCGGAAGAUAUACGAAAGUCUUUGCUUACAACCACCCAUGUGUCUUGAAUUACAUCAAAAAAUGGCCGAUUUAGAACUUAUGCAACCAGAAAUUGUAUUAAAACAUGCAAGACGUCCUUAUGAAAUGGCCACUUUACAAUUUGGUAAAACUAAUCCUAAGAUUUGGAUAGAUUAUAUCAUAUUUGAAAUGAAACAUGGAGAAGCAAAAAAAGUUGGAAAGAUACACAGACGAGCAGUUAAAACUUUAGAUGCAGCUUUGACCGAUACAUUUAUUACUGAAUACGCUUUAAUCAAAGCUAAUCCUGAUUCAAUAAAAUUAGUAUCUUGAAACAUAAGAUAUGUCAAAAUUAAUUUUUUAUGUGUUAUAUAAU